Molecule: messenger RNA, 2521 nt
Organism: Paralichthys olivaceus (Japanese flounder)
Lineage: Eukaryota; Metazoa; Chordata; Actinopteri; Pleuronectiformes; Paralichthyidae
Source: RefSeq, a predicted model, not a curated record
GAGAAUGUGUGUUCGCUGUUCGCCGCUGUGUCACUUCGUGUUUUUCCGGAAGUCUUCGGGUGCAUCGUUUUGCUUGACUAGAUAGAAACCCCUCGGGCUCUCUUCCGCUCUCCGCUCUCGCUCUCCUGGUUCUGAAACGUUUUACGUCAAUGUCGGUGUGAACACAACGGGAUUCGUCCAGUACCGUCACCGGCUCCGGGACCUGCGAGUGCUCCUCUGGUUCGUAUCGGACUCGGCUGCGCUCGGACCUCGUCUCGGCGCCGCUUGCUGCUCGGUCGCAUUCGGCUCUUGUCGUAGCGCUGGAGAAUGGACGAAGCGGACUCGGCCACGAAGGCGCUCGGGCUGGAUGAACCGCCCAUCGACGAGCCGCCGGUGGGCUCGGAUACCGAGUCGGAGGCCGAAGUCGCCACGAUGGCUGUGAUGGCGGAACCGGGAAACAUCGACAUGGGAGCCGAGUCUCUGCCGAACCCAGACGAGGCUGACGCGGCGUUCGCAGAGGUGACGGUGAGGGGCGUUCAGGCUGCAGAGGACAACGUUUUUACCACGACCGUCGCUGCAUCAGGAAGCCUCCCUGAACACGUGCUGAGUGGGAGGACGACCCUCCAGCUGAGUGAGGGUCUCAGUACCCAGAAGGCCACACUGAUAGUGGUUCACACUGAUGGCAGUAUCGUGGAGGCUGCUGGACUCAAGUCUGCCACCGCCAUUGCACGAGGUGAGCGGAUCCUGAACCCCCACGCUGCCUCCUGUACCUGUGCAGCCUGUUGUGAUGACCCGACAGCGAUCGGGAUGUAUUCCACUCAGGUUUCUUUUACCAGACAGUGUCCAAAGGAUGGAGAGUCUCUGGCUACAGAAAGCAUCGCAAUGAGUGGACCAGUCCGCCUCUUUGUCCCAUACAAGAGACGGAAGAAGGAUAUGGAUCUUCCACUCAUCCCCCCCAAAAAGGAACUUUCUUCCACCAAAAGCAUCACGCUGACCCCUGGGACCACAUUCACUAUGUCCCCGACUGGAACGUUCACCACCCCCGGCACCUUGACCUUUGACCGCAGUCCAACUGCCGAUGCUGCCGCUGCUGCCGCCAUCAUCUCUGAGGGUUCGGCACAGAGCGAGGUGUUUGCCAGCACAGCAGAUAUUCAAAACUGGAUGGCACAUCAUUUCCUUCAACUGAACCCAAAAAAGAAAGAAAUACUUGUGAUUUCUACCAACUCCUCACACACCGAACUCACAAACACGCUAGGUCAUUACUCCAAUCUCAUUACUCAUUGUGGAAACCUUGGUGUUAUAUUUGACAGCAACCUCACCUUGAACAGCCAAUUACCUGUUGACCGUGUGUGUGUGUGUGUUCAGUGUGGUUUCAGUCAGUCGUUUCAGAACCAGAUUUCCUUUCAGCAGCCAGACGACUCUGAUGCCAAGAGGAGCUCUGACAUUACUGAGAUCAUCAUCAAUCAGAUGUGUGUGAACUGUGGUCGGAUGGCAAUGAGUGAGUGUACGGGCUGUCACAAAGUCAACUACUGCUCUACCUUCUGUCAGAGAAAGGACUGGAGGGAUCAUCAGCACAGCUGCUGUCAGUCAGCAGGGGGCAUGACCAUCCAGGAGGAGGAUCCAAUCACAGCCAUCGACAUGGACAAAGUGAAAUGAUGACGCUGCAGGCAGCCCUCGCCAUCAUCAGCUGCCGCAGACAGGAAGUCCUUAUGUGCGCGAAGAGGAGAGAUUUUUAACUGAAUAUCCCCUCAGUGGAGCUUUUAUUUUGAAAAGUGUCCCUACAGACCAGUAUGGGAAGAAGGUCUGUGAUCUUCUGACAGUUGAACUGUUUGUAUAUAAACUGUGAAGACUUUUAUUUACUAGACAGAAAUUGGGAGUUCAGAUCAGGUGGACAUUAGUGGAGCUGCAGCUCUGACGCAAAUCUGUCUGAACGCACAGAACUGUACAUGAACACAAUUAAGACUUCAUAUUUAUAAGCUGUACAGAUUUCAUAUUUUAUUUUUUUAUUCCUUGUGUUGCCUCAGUGGCUGUUUUCUCUUUGUUGAAACAUUAUUUUGAAUCUCCAGAGACAUCCUGGUUAGAUAAAGGUCACACAUCAAUAAAAUAGAAAACGAUAUUGAAUUAAAACCCCACCUCCUCUUGGUCUGCUCUUUCUUCUCUUCAAAACAUGAAGUGAUGUGUUUGAUCCCAAUCUUAUUUUCUCAUGUUGAAGUUUUAUUCUGUUUUCCCACUAAAUUCCAGAAAGCAACUGUUAGUUUGUUGAAGUUAUCUCCAGUGUUGAAGUUAUCUCCAGUUUCCAAGAUAUGAAGAUAAUGAUCAUCUUUCAGAACUUUAAGUCUCUGUAGUUCUCUAUGUUUACUUGUGAUUUAUGCUCAGAAAGACACAAAUGUAGCUGCAGAGUUGCAAGCAGUUCAUUUGACAUAAGAGCCAGAAGCCUUAGUAGUUUACACACAUGUUACAUGUCAGCAGCUGGAUGGUGACCUCUGACUGGUGCAGUCAUGUCCGCCAAUCACAUUAAGUUCUGCCCAAUAAAUGUGAUGUU